Ceutorhynchus assimilis (cabbage seed weevil) is the source of this 2953-nucleotide messenger RNA. The record is from the annotation of a GenBank genome assembly. NCBI's taxonomy places the organism in Eukaryota, Metazoa, Arthropoda, Insecta, Coleoptera, Curculionidae.
GCUUCAGUAGUACCUACCUAGUGGGUAACUUUUGAAAUUAUUUUUGUUUGAGAGAAAAAUGAAGCUCCUUCUGCUCCAGCUUCUCAUUACGGCUGUAGCCUUAACAACCCUGGCUACAGCCUACAGGUUACCAACGACAGUCAUACCAUCACAAUACAGAAUCCAUUUGAAUCUUUCCGAAGCAACUUUCACAGCCAACUCGGACGAUUACCAUGGGCAUGUUAUAAUCAGCCUAAGGGCCAAUGGUACUGGGGUGAAUCAAAUUCAACUUCAUGCCGCACAUGAUUUCAUUAAUAUAACUACAGCGUUCAUUAAUAGUGUGGAAAUUACUAAUAUUAGUGUUGAUAAUAGUACUGAUAUUGUGACAUUAGGUUUUAAUGGUUUUCUUUCGCAAACUGCUAACUCUACGUUGCAUAUUUAUUUCAAUAGCAGACUAAGCACCCAAGACAUGUACGGAUUCUACAAAAGCAGCUAUACAUCCAACAACGCCGUCAGAUACCUGGCAACCACUCAGUUUCAACCCAAUUACGCCAGAAGGGCCUUCCCUUGCUUCGACGAACCCUCAUUCAAGGCUACAUUUGAAAUUUACAUAACACAUCCUGCAAGAUUGCAUGCUUUAUCAAAUAUGCCCGAACAAGAGUACGAUACUACAGAUAUUAUAGAUGAUGAUCCUAAUUUGAAUACUACAUAUUUUGCACCGACCAACUUGAUGCCUACUUAUCUGGUUGCAUUUAUAGUCUCAGAUUUUACUUGUACUCAAGGGGAAAAUAUUGAACAGAAUGCGGUUCCUUAUAGGGUAUGUUCCCGAGCUGAAACCAAUUUAACUAGAGCUUUUGCUGUUAAUUCUGGAGUGCCUUUGUUAAGAAGUUUGAACACACUUACUGGCUAUGCUUAUAGUACAAUGGGAUUUCCAAAAAUGGACCAAAUUGCUUUACCAGAUUUUGCAGCUGGUGCUAUGGAGAAUUGGGGCUUGGUCACUUAUAGGGAAACUUUGCUAUUAUGGGACUCUGCACAAUCAACAAAUAGAGACCAACAAAACAUAGCAACUGUCAUUUCCCACGAAUAUGCUCACCAAUGGUGGGGUAAUUUGGUAACGUGCAACUGGUGGUCAGAGUUGUUCUUAAACGAAGGAUUUGCAACUUAUUUUGAAUAUUUUACUACACAUGACGUUUUCCCCGAUUGGCAAUUGGACAAACAAUGGGUUGUUCGUGUUAUGCAAAAUGUUAUGGAGGCAGAUUCGUUGUCAACCUCACAAGCUUUGCAAACUGCGGUUAAUAGCGAUGCUCAGGUUAUGGCUAGGUUUAACUCAAUUUCAUAUCACAAAGGUGGAAGUAUCUUCAGAAUGGUCGAACACAUUCUGGGCACUGAUCUAUUCUUCCAAGGCCUACGAGCCUACCUUUCCACCUACGCAUUUAGUACCGCCGUGCCAGAUGACUUAUGGAACAGUCUGGAUGCUCAAUUGAUAGAUGCAAACCGAUCCAGAUUGCCCGCUGGCGUAACUUUAAGCACUGUCAUGCGUAAUUGGGUCGAAACCCCUGGAUAUCCGAUUAUUGAUGUGCAAAAUAACCAAUACGAAGUCAUUGUUUCGCAAAAUGGAAGAUUUUUACUAAACGGCUCUAAUGAUUCAGCAGCUUGGUACAUUCCAAUUUCUUAUGCCACCAAUGAAAAUCCUACCUUCGAAGAUACUGCAGCAAAAGAAUGGUUGGAACCCGUUGGCUUUUUAAACAUACCGUUUUUGACUGCUCGAUGGAUUGUCCUCAAUAAUCACGCCACUAGUUACUACAGGGUCAAUUACAACAAUCUCUGGGACAGUUUAAUUGUCGCCCUACAAGACGGUAACUUUUCGGGAAUCCCUGAAGUGAACAGAGCCGCGUUUGUGGACGAUUCGUUCCAUCUGGCAAGAGCUAAUAUGCUCAAUUAUACCAAAGUGUUUUCGAUUAUUGAUUUUUUGAAAAACGAUACUUCGCAUUAUCCUUGGUUACCGGCUAUAAGAGGAUUCAAUUUCCUGUUGUUGCGAAUUGGACAAGAUUCACGAUUGGGACAAGCUAUGUCGAGACACAUUCUUGAGCUAUUGACCAACAUCUACGCCUCAGUGCCAUGGAUCAACUUGAACCCUGGAAAUCACCCUUACACCUUAAAGCAAGUGGACAUUUUGGCCAUCGCCUGUAGACUGGGUAUGACCAAUUGCAGAAAUCACGCAUUAGAGCGUUUCGGAGACCUUAUUAUUGGUGGAGUGAGACCAACGCCGAAUCUAAGAAGUGUAGUUUAUUGUAACGGUUUACGUUAUAGUAAUAACAGUAAUGGUUGGUGGACUUUAUGGGAUAUGUAUCAUUUCACUGAUCUGGCUAGUGAACGAGUUGGAAUACUUUCGGCUUUGGGAUGUACUCGCGAUGAGACACUUUUGAAAUACUAUUUAGAACUAUCCCUUUACGAGAAUACUGGCAUCAGACCUCAAGAUGCUCUAUCAGUUUUCACAUCCGUUUACACGGGCAGCUCAGUAGGACUUAAGGUUGCUUUUAAAUUUUUACAAGAGAAUCAUGUAAGAAUUGGUGAAAGAUAUCAAAGUUUGAACGCACUAACCAAUAUAAUUACCGGUUUAGCUGAUCGAUUCACUACUGAAGAAGAGCUUAUUGAGUUGAGAAGAUUCAUCACUACUGGAAACCUGCAAGAGGACUUCCUCUCAGCAGCAAACGCAGCCUUACUCAGAGCAGAAGCCAACUUGCUCUGGAUUAGUCAGCAUUCUGAGGAGCUGUAUCAGUAUUAUGGCUUAGAUAUUGAAGAACCUGUGCCAGAAACAUCUACAUCGAGUAGCACUGAGCCGCCACCACCACCACCAACAACUACACCAGUUACAACUGCGGCACCUUCCAGUGCUUCAGCUUUAACUGCGUCGUUUAUUUUAUUGGUUGUGUCCAUAUGUGUCAGUUAUUAAAAAUUGUAAAUUGUGAUGUGA